AAAAAUGAUUAAAGCGCAUACGUAGUCGUACUGCGUCGCGUUGUAAGGAAAUACCAUAGCAUAGAACCUCAGAAAAUGUCAAGUUGCUGCAAGUGCGAGAGUCAGGGCCGCGACGGCAGCGGCCCCGGCGGCCUGCCGCUGAUCUGCCUGGUGCCCCGCGAUGGCCCCGGCCCGGCCCAGACCGGUGCCUCCAAACCUUCAACCCCUAGUCCCUCCGGAAACAAAGGCGACUUCCAGCUGCUUGAUGAAGAUUACAUUAAGAAAAACUUUAAGCUGCCGCCGAGGGCGCUAUAUUUGGAUCCGUUCAGGAAACCUCUUAUCACGUUUCCAAUCAGCGGCCAGCCCAAGAACUUCAACAUGGCACGGAAGACUAAAAUCAAUCAAAUGAUUUUGGAUGGAUUUUUAGACCCAUGCGAGGCUAUAUCGGCUCCUAGUGUAUUUCCUUACGCAACAUCGGAUGCUGAGAAACGCAAAGCAGCAGAAGACGACGAAGAAAUCAUCUACAUCUUGCAACUGCCAGAUAUAGAAUCUCGCUGCCCUGUGCAUAAACAGACUAUACGAACUCCCAGGUUUAUUUGGCAUUCUUGCAAGAAAUCAAAGAAAGCAGAUGAUGGUCAGAUGAAAGCCGGCGGCGGACCUAUGAACAAACCAAAGCCUUGGUUACUUAGCAGACACACAGACUUCGAUCUACUAUCCCAAUGGUAGUCAUUUGUGAAAAAAUGCAAAUAAAUAAGCAAUGACACGUAAAAA
Cydia amplana is the source of this 750-nucleotide messenger RNA. RefSeq lists its product as uncharacterized. Lineage: Eukaryota; Metazoa; Arthropoda; Insecta; Lepidoptera; Tortricidae. The coding region runs from base 76 to 705 and encodes 209 amino acids. The transcript is spliced from 5 exons. The record is from RefSeq and is a predicted model, not a curated record.